AUGCCCAGCGAACAAGAACUCUUCCAGGCCGAGGUCAAGCUCGUCGAGGCUUUCCAAAAGCAGCCUCGAUUUGCGCGUACCGUCCGCCCCUACUCUGCCGCCGAUGUCGUCCAGAAGCGAGGUACUCUGCCUCUUCAGUACCCCUCGGAUGCGAUGGCUAAGAAGCUAUGGACCAUCCUCGAGGCGAAGGCGAGGGGAGAGGGAGGUGGCUGCUCUGCGACCUACGGAUGUUUGGACCCGGUCCAACUCACCCAAAUGGCCAAGCACCUCGAGACUGUCUACGUUUCCGGCUGGCAAUCCUCCUCGACCGCUUCGUCCUCGCUCGAACCCGGACCAGAUCUUGCUGACUACCCCUCCAAUACCGUCCCCAACAAGGUCGCCCAGCUCUUUCAGGCUCAACUCUUCCACGACCGCAAGCAGCGAUGGACCCGGAGCAGCGCACUGCAAAAGGGCGGCGAAGCUGAGCUUGCCAAGAUCGGCAAGCCGGUAGACUACCUUAGGCCGAUUGUCGCGGACGCUGAUACCGGUCACGGAGGUCUGACUGCGGUGAUGAAGCUCACCAAGAUGAUGGUGGAGAGCGGUGCGGCGGGUAUUCAUAUCGAAGAUCAGGCGCCGGGGACCAAGAAGUGCGGACACAUGGCUGGAAAGGUGCUCGUACCCAUCUCGGAACACAUCAACCGUCUCAUCGCCAUGCGCCUCCAAUGCGACAUCAUGGGCACGACCAACCUCGUCAUCGCCCGUACCGACUCGGAAGCAGCUACCCUCAUCACCACCAACGUCGACCCUCGCGAUCAGGCCUUCAUCCUCGGCUCCACCGACCCCUCUCUCCCCCCUCUCGUCGAGGUCAUGAUCCAGGCCGAGAUGGAGGGCAAGUCUGGCCCCAAGCUUCAGCAGAUCGAGGACGAAUGGACCAAGCGCGCCAACCUUUCCCUCUACCCCGACGUCCUCGCUUCUGCGAUGGCCAAGCAGGGUCUCUCCAAAUCCAAGACCGAGGAGUUCCUCUCCAAGGUCCGCCAAACCCUCUCCCCUUACGGCUCCCACUCGGCCUCCCUCGCGCUCGCCAAGAGCCUCGGUCUCAAGGAGGCACCGUACUGGUCUUGGGACACCCCACGAACUAGGGAGGGCUUCUACCGAUACCAAGGCGGUACCAAGUGCGCCAUCAACCGGGCGGUCGCGUUUGCCGACUACGCCGACCUUAUCUGGAUGGAGACCAAGUCGCCCAUCUACGCGCAAGCAAAGGAGUUUGCGGACGGUGUGCAUGAGCACAAGAAGGGACAGUGGCUGUCGUACAACUUGAGUCCUUCCUUCAACUGGGACGCGGCGGGGCUAGGGGAGAAGGAGAUGAAGAGUUACAUUUCGGAUCUCGGCAAGCUCCUCUUCGUGUUUGCUUUUAUCACUCUCGGUGGUCUACACUCCAACGCCCUCAUAUCCGACUCGUUCGCCCAAAACUUCGCCAAGGACGGUAUGAAGGCGUACGUCGAGCUCAUCCAGCGGAAAGAGCGGGAUCUGGGCUGCGAUGUCCUCACGCAUCAAAAGUGGUCCGGUGCAGACUACGCCGACUCGCUCAUGAUGACCGUCACUGGCGGUAUCUCAUCAACGGCCGCUAUGGGCGCUGGUGUGACAGAGUCGCAGUUCGCGGCCAAGGGGAAGCUUUAG
This is a messenger RNA of Dioszegia hungarica, 1656 nucleotides long. RefSeq names its product isocitrate lyase. The transcript is spliced from 7 exons. Bases 1 to 1656 code for a protein of 551 amino acids. The record is from RefSeq and is a predicted model, not a curated record. Gene Ontology annotation, molecular function: isocitrate lyase activity. Gene Ontology annotation, biological process: carboxylic acid metabolic process. NCBI's taxonomy places the organism in Eukaryota, Fungi, Basidiomycota, Tremellomycetes, Tremellales, Bulleribasidiaceae.